AUGGCGUUGGGCAUACUUAAAUACUGUGUGCUACUGGCAGAUGGAUCCGCCAUUUCCUCCUCUCAUUCCCAGGAGCUGGGAGAACUGCAGCAUCUCUUCAUUGCGUGUCCUGAAAGAGGAUUGUUUCUUCCGGAGGAGAAAAAACAUGGGAACGUUUUUGCCAGCAUCCGCAGUGUCAUGCAGAAAUACCUCGAGGAAAGGGGUGAAUUAACCUUUGACAAGAUCUUCCAUCAGAAAAUCGGAUUUUUGCUCUUUAAAGACUAUUGCAUGAACGAAAUCGAUGAAGCCGUCCCUCAGCUGAAGUUCUAUGAAGAGAUCAAAGAGUACGAGAAGCUGGACUCCGAGGAGGAGCGUCUGAGCAGGAGCCGCCAGAUCUACGACACGUACAUCAUGAAGGAGCUGCUCUCCUGCUCCCACCCUUUCUCCAAACAAGCUGUAGAUCACGUACAAACACAUUUAUCCAAGAAGCAAGUGCCAGCCAGCCUUUUCCAGCCAUAUAUAGAAGAAAUCUGCGAUAGCCUCCGAGGGAAAAUAUUCCACAAAUUCAUGGAAAGUGACAAGUUUACUAGAUUCUGUCAAUGGAAAAAUGUAGAGCUAAAUAUUCAUCUGACCAUGAAUGACUUUAGUGUACAUAGAAUAAUUGGAAGAGGGGGAUUUGGUGAAGUGUACGGUUGCAGAAAAGCAGACACUGGAAAAAUGUAUGCAAUGAAAUGUUUAGAUAAGAAGAGAAUCAAGAUGAAGCAAGGAGAAACAUUAGCCUUAAAUGAAAGAAUUAUGCUGUCUCUUGUCAGUACGGGACAGUUCACCUGUGUGAGAUGGGAGAGUUAACCCUCACCCUGAGCCCUCCCCACUGAUUCCAGCAGUGUGGCUGAAGUCAGAACGGAUUUACUUGCUUGCUGCUCAGGUACAGAGCCUCGAGGAGGUUCCCAUUACUCUGCUCAUUCUCUCUCUCACUUAAUCCUCUCAAUGUAUCUCUCAAUGUAAUACUCAUCUUUCACGUAUUCGUACUUGAAAUAUUCCCAGCACGUUAUUCUGCCUUGUAAACGGCAUUUCCUUUUCUGCUGUGGUUACAGAAUGGAGAACACGAGGUGCUCUUCCGGAGAAAAAAACUUCAUUUAUAGUUCUCCCUCCUUUCCCUGUGACUGCAGUGUUAUCUGAUGGCCAUUUAAUUGUUUUAUUUACAUGGGCUGUGUUGCUGUAGAGGUGUAAAAGUAAGCCUGCCCAUCUAGCUACGAGCCUCUGUAAAAUGAACUGUGCUGAGAGCAGGCUUCAGGGUGCCAGAACCUUCCAGCAUGCUGUCCUCGUUAGGCAGAACUGCAAUCAGCUUGUAUCACCAUGGUUACGUGUGAUGUUUUUAAAAAGGUUAAUUUUCCUCAUAACGGUUGUGUAUGAAUUCAGCUUGGUUCUCAGUUCAGUGUAAAUACAGCCCCUUUUUGCAGCCUGGUUGAAGGAAGGAACGAGGUGGAACUGCGUGUGACUCUGUUGUGGACUUGCAGGACAGGAGGUGUGCAAACCCCGUGGUGCCUGCAGUGCAAGACUGCUGCUGGAGCUCGCAAGACAGCACGGAGGAAAUGCUCUGAGAUGAGAUGUGUAUUUUGUGGAGAUUAUGUAAAUCCUGAUUUGGGCUCUGCGUUAUCC
Meleagris gallopavo (turkey) is the source of this 1638-nucleotide messenger RNA. Lineage: Eukaryota; Metazoa; Chordata; Aves; Galliformes; Phasianidae. The record is from RefSeq and is a predicted model, not a curated record.